UGGUGGAAAGAUAUAUGCAGGGUCAAGAAGGUCAGGAGGAACCAGAGUAGGUCCAGAAGGUCAGGAGGAACCAGAGCAGGUCCACAAGGUCAGGAGGAGCCAGAGUAGGUCCAGAAGGUCAGGAGGAACCAGAGUAGUUCCACAAGGUCAGUAGGAACCAGAGCAGGUGCAGAAGGUCAGGAGGAACCAGAGCAGGUGCAGAAGGUCAGCAGGAACCAGUGCAGGUGCAGAAGGUCAGGAGGAAUCAGAACAGACCCAGAGGGUCAGAAGGAACCAGAGUCUCUUUUCCAGGUCCGGUGAUGAUUCUUGAGGUGUGUUUACGUGGGAACCGGCAGGUUCUGCGCACAUUCGCUUGGCAGCUGGUCCGGAGCAGCUCGUCCAGCGCCUCGAUCAGGCGGACCGAGCCGGAGGAUCACGCGCUCGCCGAGACGCAAGCUCUCCCUCUGUUCUCCCGUGCCGCCAUCGGGAGCUUCUUCCAGGAGCAGCCUCUGCUCAGGAACCCCUUUACCCAGGAUGCACUGCUGCGGGCGUACCUGCGCAGACACCUGCCGCUACAGGAGGUGGAGUCUGAUCUGCGUACGUUCGGAGAGCGGAUCGUUAGCGAGAUCGACGCUCUGGGGCGCCAGUGUGAGCAGAAUCCCCCCCGACUGCAGCAGUACGAGGCGUGGGGGCGGAGAGUCGACCGCAUCAUCACCUGUCCCGCCUGGACUCGCAUGAAGCACAUUGCAGCGCAGGAAGGGCUGGUCGCCGCGGGAUACGAGAGACACUUCGGGGAGUGGAGUCGUGUGUAUCAGGUGUGUAAGCUGUACCUGUACGCUCCCUCUGCUGGCCUCUACAGCUGUCCACUCGCCAUGACUGACGGAGCCGCUAAAGUUAUCCAGUCUCUGGGUAUGCCAGUUAAAGAAGUGUUUGAUCGUCUGACGUCGCGGGACGAGCAGAGGUUCUGGACGUCGGGUCAGUGGAUGACGGAGAGGAGAGGAGGAUCAGACGUCGCGAACGGUACGGAGACGGUUGCCUGGCGACAGGAGGACGGCUCGUACCGGCUGCACGGCUUUAAGUGGUUCACUUCAGCAACGGACGCUGACUUCACCCUCACCCUGGCACGCAUCGCCGACAAGGACGGGACCACCACGCCGGGGACUCGUGGAGUGUCUCUGUUCUGCGCGGAGGUUUGGGGUUCUGAUGGCUGCACUAACGGAAUAGAGAUCCAGAGACUGAAGGAUAAGCUGGGAACCCGACAGAUGCCCACGGCGGAGCUGCUGCUGGACGGCACCCGCGCUCGGCUGUUAUCAGAGGAGGGAAGGGGCGUGGCCUCCAUAGCUAACAUGCUAACUCUCACCAGGAUCCACAACACAGUGUCUGCUGUAGCGGCUAUGAGGAGGAUAACCCAGCUGGGCAGGGAAUACUCCACUAAGCGCUCCGUGUUCGGAAAGCUGCUGAAGGACCGUCCACUGCACGUACAGACCCUGAGCCGGCUGGAGGUGGAGACCCGCGCUGCCUUCCUGCUGAUGAUGGAGGUUUGUCGUCUGCUGGGUCGAGAGGAAACAGGAGUGGCUACAGAGAGAGAGACUCACCUGUUCAGGCUGCUCACACCUGUCGCUAAACUCUACUCAGGAAAACAGGCGGUUGCCGUGGUGUCUGAGGGUUUGGAGUGUUUUGGAGGUCAGGGUUACAUAGAGGACACUGGACUGCCCGCCAUGCUGAGAGACGCACAGGUGUUGAGUAUAUGGGAGGGAACCACUAACGUUCUGUCUCUGGAUGUUCUGCGCUCCAUCUCUAAGUCCUCAGGGCAGGUGCUGCAGGCGUUCUUCUCUGACGUGGAGGAGCGCCUGUGUUCAGCAGGUCCUCCUCUGGCUCCUGCUGUGGCGUCUCUCAGCUCGUCCCUCUCCGGUCUGGCCAAGUUCAUCCAGACAGCAGCAUCACGGAACCCAGCUAGCCUGGAGCUCGCAGCACGGGACCUGUCAUACAGCCUAGCUCGCAUCUACAUGGGAGUUCUGCUGGUGGAUCACGCGUCGUGGGACGGAUCUUCUCCUGCUGAUGUCUACGCCGCUCUGAGGUGGUGUGAGGGUGACCUUUGCCCUGUGGUCAGUGGAGAGGCCCGAGGCUGUUACAGUGCUGAAACUACAGGGAUGGACGCUGCUCUGGUUUACGAAGGCCUGGAGGAAACAGCAUAAUCAUACAGACACAGAGGAGACCCACACUAGAGCUGCAGGACUGUUAAUCAAACCCAGAUCGGCGUUUUUAAUUAGAGUUACACAGUUCUCAGUCCAGUCAGAGCAGAACAUAUAUAUACUCUACAUUUAUACACCACGGAACUGCUAAUGUGUACAAUAACACAGCAAACAUAUACAGAGCUAUUACUGAAACACCAAAACAAAGCUCAGUGCAAAUAUGUCAUUUUAUAAUUAUCCAAAAUAUUACUUUAGAAAAGAAGAUGUUUAUUUUUGAAUAUAAUAAUUAUAAUAAUAACAAACUUUACAGGUUCACAAAGUGCUUUAAAGAGUGAUUAAAACCAAACAUCAAGACUUAUAAAUAAAAAUGACAUUGAGCAGAAAAAAUGUUGUUUUUGU
This is a messenger RNA of Colossoma macropomum (tambaqui), 2570 nucleotides long. Its product is annotated as acyl-CoA dehydrogenase family member 11-like. The transcript has 15 exons. The coding region runs from base 300 to 2174 and encodes 624 amino acids. Gene Ontology annotation, molecular function: oxidoreductase activity, acting on the CH-CH group of donors. Lineage: Eukaryota; Metazoa; Chordata; Actinopteri; Characiformes; Serrasalmidae. The record is from RefSeq and is a predicted model, not a curated record.